AUGACUGCACGUCAGGUAAAUCGAAAUCUGCUAAAGUGUUCUAAAUGUGAGAAACAAGAGAAGAUUCUGGAUUCCCUAGUGUUGAACGAUGAAUUCUAUCGAUUACUACGGGCACUGGGAGCGAGAUGGAAGUAUAUUGAAGGAUUUGAACUAGCCAGAAAGAAACUUGAAAGCACGGAUGUUGGCGAUACGAGGUGGUGUAAGGUGGCGCCUAACUUGUUCACCACCAAACUGUUUCUCGGAUCUGAACACGACCUUUGUAAUUUUAACUCUCAAACUCAUGGCGG
Molecule: messenger RNA, 287 nt
Organism: Acaulospora colombiana
Lineage: Eukaryota; Fungi; Glomeromycota; Glomeromycetes; Diversisporales; Acaulosporaceae
Source: the annotation of a GenBank genome assembly